AUGGCAGCCGGCGAUUCCGAUGAGAUUUCGCCGCUCACGUCCAAGGCCGCUAGUGUCACCACGUCGUACGGAACAGUUGAUAGGAAUUCAGACAGAUUGGAAAAUGGCUUGACACCGCCUACGGACUCUGAUACCCUGGUGAACGCGGAAACCGACCAGGGGAAUGGGGACGAGAAUCCCGAGCGAGCCGGAAACGUGAACGUCUGGGGCGUCAUCUCCAUAUUGUUACUCGGCGAAUUGGUAGCACAUGCCGACAAUACGAUCACUUUCGCUUCCGCCGGGCGAAUAUCUUCCGAAUUCAAUUCCCUACCAGAUGCCAAUUGGCUCUCAACAGCUUAUAGUCUGGGAGUGUGUGCUGCGAUGCCCAUGUAUGGUAAACUGAGCGAUAUAUACGGGCGAAAAAUCAUACUCCUUAUCGCAUAUCUUCUAUUCGGCGCCGGAUGUACCUUAUGUGGGCUCUCAGUGCAGAUGUGGCAAAUCAUUCUAGGUCGUGCUAUUUCCGGCCUUGGAGGUGCAGGGAUGGCUACCAUGGCUGCCGUCAUCAUCGCAGAUAUUGUCCCUCGGCGCGAAUUAGCAACAUGGAGAUCAUAUGUCAACAUUGCCUCGACAGUUGGCCGUGCAGCUGGUGGGCCUGUUGGCGGCGCACUGACAGACCUGCUUGGGUGGAGAUGGCUAUUCACUGGACAGGCAAUAUUGAUCGCCAUUUCAGCAUUGCUAGCCUUGUUUAGGUUGCAGAUCCCCUUCAAGCCUCUCAACGAAGAACUCCCAAGUUCAAAAUCGAAAUUUUCUCGAAUCGACUUCACCGGUACCUUCUUCCUUUCCGCAUCUGUGAUUUCCGGUAUCACGGUCCUUGACUUUGGCGGAAAAAAGCUUUCAUGGACAUCGCCAUGGACAAUCUCGUUGGGUGUGGCUGCCAUAGUUCUCUUCAUCACCUUCCUUUUGACCGAGGCCUACUGGGCCAAAGAACCCAUCUUUUCGCUUCGCAUCCUCCGACAACCAAACGUCACGGCCAGCUAUCUCGUAAUGACAUUACAAGUCCUGUCCCAAGUUGGCAUGAUGUACACCAUUCCGCUUUAUUUUCAAAUCACAUCCCGAGCAUCCGCAUCAUCUGCCGGGGCGCAUCUGGUACCUGCUGUCGUCGGAAAUGCUGUCGCCGGCAUCCUAUCUGGAGCUUUCAUCAAACGGACCGGUAGAUACAAGGGCCUUACUGUGGCUGCAGGAUUAGUAGCCUCGGUGACUUACAUACUGGAAUAUUUCCGCUGGAACGGAAACACCAAUGCCUGGGAAUCUUUGUAUAUUAUCCCUGGUGGUAUAGGCACAGGUAUUGCUCAAGGGGCUAGUUUUGUUGCAAUGACCUCAUGUCUUGAGCAGAAGGAUAUUGCUAUGGCCACUUCAGGGGUUUUCUUGUUGAGUACUGCUGGGGUUUCUGCGAGUAUCACGGCAAACAACGCAGCUCUGGAGAGAGAAUUUAGAGGUCAGCUACAGAGGAAGCUGACUGGAACAGGAACAGAAGAGAUUAUUAAGAAAAUCCUGUCUGAUGUAACAUAUAUCAAUACUUUGACUGGUGAAUUGAGAGAUAUUGUGGUCUCAUCAUACGUCAAGGGCUUGAAACAUACCUACAUUUUCUCUUUGGUUUGCUCGCUUGUGGCAUCAGCCAGCGGAUGGACGAUUCGGAACCACAAACUUUGA
This is a messenger RNA of Talaromyces rugulosus, 1689 nucleotides long. RefSeq lists its product as uncharacterized. NCBI's taxonomy places the organism in Eukaryota, Fungi, Ascomycota, Eurotiomycetes, Eurotiales, Trichocomaceae. The record is from RefSeq and is a predicted model, not a curated record. Bases 1 to 1689 code for a protein of 562 amino acids. Gene Ontology annotation, molecular function: basic amino acid transmembrane transporter activity. Gene Ontology annotation, cellular component: fungal-type vacuole membrane. The transcript has 8 exons. Gene Ontology annotation, biological process: transmembrane transport; basic amino acid transport.